CCUUGCUACACACACGGCGUCUUUGUGUGUGCACACCGCGCAGCAACGAAAAGUUGAACAAGAACCAGCCAACAAGCUUUGCUACUGUGGUUUCGAGCGGCGGCGGCGGCGCGGCCGAGAAGAGAAGAGAGAGAGAGGGAGGCGAGCAUGGCCGACCACAAGGAGGAGCCCGUGCUGGAGUCUGUGAUGGACAAGAUCACCGAGAAGUUCCACGGCGGGGACUCCACGUCGUCGUCUGACUCGGACGACGAGAAGAAGAAGAAGGGGUCCUCGUCGGCGUCGGCGGCGGAGGCCGUGAAGGCCAAGAUGUACCGCCUCUUCGGCCGCGAGAGGCCCGUCCACUCCGUCCUCGGCGGCGGCAAGCCUGCCGAUCUCGUCCUAUGGAGGAACAAGAAGAUCUCAGGUGGGGUACUUGCUGGUGCCACGGCCAUCUGGCUCCUGUUCGAGGUUAUGGAGUACCAUCUCCUCACCUUGCUGUGCCACUCUCUCAUCCUCUCGCUAGCCAUCCUCUUCCUGUGGUCUAAUGCCUCCACGUUCAUCAACAAGUCGCCACCAAACAUCCCUGAGGUGAAAAUCCCUGAGGAUGUGGCUGUUAAUGUUGCGCUGCAACUGAGAUAUGAGAUCAACAGGGGCUUCGCUACCUUGAGGGAGAUUGGACAUGGCCGUGAUCUGAAGAAAUUCCUAAUUGUUAUCGCAGGUCUCUGGCUUCUUUCAGUUCUUGGGAGCUGCUGCAACUUUCUGACACUGUUCUAUAUUGUCUUUGUGGCACUUUACACUAUACCAGUUCUGUAUGAGAAAUAUGAGGACAAGGUUGAUGCUUUUGGUGAGAAGGCUAUGAUUGAACUGAAGAAGUAUUAUGCCAUUUUCGAUGAGAAGUGCCUAUCAAAGAUUCCAAAGGGCCCCCUUAAGGAUAAGAAGUACUAGAUUGGUAGUAAGGUACUUGCUAUAAAUCAACGUCUACGUUUAAGUCACUACGGUCAUCUCCUUCUCUGAAGGAUGGUGCUUUGUCCUGGUUUCUAGUCGAUAGUAUAUAAUCUGUAUGGGCAACUCUGGUGUGGCUGACAUCUGUGUUUUGCUGAUCUUUAAAGUCAUGUCGGCUGAAAAUUGUUGAUCUUGUUUUUGUUUUCAACUUUCAGCAUAGUUGCCUGGAAUCUUGAAAUAUAUUAUGUGCUCUAUCAAUGUCAUGUGAACUUUGUCCAACACCUUUAUUAUUGACUUGGCACCUUUUGCAAGUGCUAGGCUA
Molecule: messenger RNA, 1243 nt
Organism: Sorghum bicolor (sorghum)
Lineage: Eukaryota; Viridiplantae; Streptophyta; Magnoliopsida; Poales; Poaceae
Product: reticulon-like protein B1
Exons: 5
Coding region: 148-924 (258 amino acids)
Source: RefSeq, a predicted model, not a curated record